AUGAUGGUGCAUUGUGCGGGCUGCGAGAGGCCGAUUUUGGACCGGUUCCUGCUGAACGUCUUGGACAGGGCAUGGCACAUCAAAUGCGUCCAGUGCUGCGAGUGCAAGUGCAACCUGACCGAGAAAUGCUUCUCCAGGGAAGGCAAACUCUACUGCAAAAAUGACUUUUUCAGGAGGUUUGGUACCAAAUGCGCCGGCUGCUCCCAAGGCAUCUCCCCCAGCGACCUCGUCCGGAAAGCCCGGAAUAAAGUCUUUCACCUGAACUGUUUCACCUGCAUGGUCUGCAACAAGCAGCUCUCCACGGGCGAGGAACUCUAUAUCAUAGACGAAAACAAAUUUGUUUGCAAAGAGGAUUAUUUGAACUCUCCCACUUUGAAGGAAAGCAGCCUCAACUCAGUGUCCUCAUGUACAGACAGGAGUUUGUCCCCGGAUCUCCAGGACCCCAUGCAGGACGACACCAAGGAGACGGACAACUCGACCUCCUCGGACAAGGAGACCACCAACAACGAGAACGAGGAGCAGAACUCGGGCACCAAGCGGAGGGGGCCCCGCACCACCAUUAAAGCCAAGCAGCUGGAGACCCUCAAAGCUGCCUUCGCCGCCACCCCCAAACCCACCCGUCACAUCCGAGAGCAGCUGGCCCAGGAGACCGGCCUCAACAUGAGAGUCAUCCAGGUCUGGUUCCAGAACCGCCGGUCCAAGGAGCGGCGGAUGAAGCAGCUGAGCGCGCUGGGUGCCCGCCGGCACGCCUUCUUCCGCAGCCCGCGCAGGAUGCGGCCCCUCGGCGGCCGCCUCGACGAGUCCGAGAUGCUCGGCUCGACGCCCUACACGUACUACGGAGAUUACCAAGGUGACUACUACGGACCGGGAGGCAACUAUGACUUUUUCCCCCACGGGCCGCCCUCCCAAGCCCAGUCCCCGGCCGAUUCCAGCUACCUUCAGAACUCAGGACCCGGCUCCACACCCCUGGGACCCUUGGAGCCCCCCCUAAGCGGACACCACUCCUCAGAAAACCAAAGGUACACGGAUAUGAUCUCGCAUCCCGACACCCCCAGCCCCGAGCCGGGGAUGACCGGUUCGCUGCACCCCAUCCCGGGGGAGGUCUUCAGCGGGGGGCCCAGCCCGCCCUUCUCCAUGUCCAGCAAUAGCGGCUACAGCGGGGCUCUCUCGCACCCCAACCCGGAGCUCAGCGAGGCGGCGGUGUGGUAG
Molecule: messenger RNA, 1209 nt
Organism: Grus americana (Whooping crane)
Lineage: Eukaryota; Metazoa; Chordata; Aves; Gruiformes; Gruidae
Gene: LHX5
Product: LIM homeobox 5
Exons: 5
Coding region: 1-1209 (402 amino acids)
Biological process (GO): regulation of transcription by RNA polymerase II; neuron differentiation
Cellular component (GO): nucleus
Molecular function (GO): DNA-binding transcription factor activity, RNA polymerase II-specific; RNA polymerase II transcription regulatory region sequence-specific DNA binding
Source: RefSeq, a predicted model, not a curated record